Messenger RNA from Pyrus x bretschneideri (Chinese white pear), 721 nucleotides. RefSeq names its product monothiol glutaredoxin-S2-like. Lineage: Eukaryota; Viridiplantae; Streptophyta; Magnoliopsida; Rosales; Rosaceae. The transcript has a single exon. Bases 181 to 489 code for a protein of 102 amino acids. The record is from RefSeq and is a predicted model, not a curated record.
UUCCCCCAAAUACUCACAACAUCAAACCUCAAUCCUCUAAACUAUUCGCAUUGCUCUCCUUACCCUUUUCCCAACUUCCCAAUCUUUUUGACACACCUUUCACUUCAAUUCUCAUUUGCUCUCGUAAACCCUAACUUCUUACAUUUUUGAAGAGUACUGCUAGCAACAUUUCAAUAAGCGAUGGAUGCGGUGACAAACAUGGCAUCAGAGAGACCAGUGGUGAUCUUCAGCAAGAGCUCGUGCUGCAUGUCGCACACGAUCAAAACCCUGCUUUGUGACUUUGGGGUGAACCCCGCAGUGUAUGAGCUUGAUCAGAUGCAAAGAGGGAGAGAGAUAGAGCAAGCUCUCUCUAGGCUUGGAUGCAACCCUACUGUGCCUGCUGUGUUCAUUGGUGGUGAACUUGUUGGUGGAGCCAAUGAGGUCAUGAGUCUUCAUCUUAGGCGCUCCUUAAUCCCCAUGCUUAAGCGUGUCGGGGCAUUAUGGGUUUGAUUAGUUCAAACUAUGGCUAAUUAACUUGCAUAACAGGAGCUAUUAAGAUUCCUAGUUAUGCAUGCUUGAGAUAUUAACUAAACAAGUAUCCGAGUCGGAAUAAAUAUAGAGCAUAUAUAUAUAAUAUCAUAUAAUAAAGUUGUUAACUUAUUAUGUACUCUAGCUUUUUUGUAAGAUGCUAUGUUUCUGGUUCUGGUUAAUUAUUAUGGUAAUAAAAUCUUACUUUUACUAA